Peromyscus leucopus (white-footed mouse) is the source of this 860-nucleotide messenger RNA. Its product is annotated as rhox homeobox family member 1-like. Lineage: Eukaryota; Metazoa; Chordata; Mammalia; Rodentia; Cricetidae. Gene Ontology annotation, molecular function: DNA binding. The record is from RefSeq and is a predicted model, not a curated record. The transcript has 4 exons. Bases 8 to 709 code for a protein of 233 amino acids.
GGUUGAGAUGUUCUGCUUUAAGAACAGCCGAGGGCUCCGCCUCAGACUCUUCAGCGGCACUAAGGACGGCGAGUCGCAAGCGGCAAGCGGCUUCGACAGUGUUCAGAACAUGGAGCGUCCCCCGCUUCACGUGGGACCUGACGAGGACGAGGAAAACUGGAGUGGUGCGAGGGCACCCAUGGUCUUGCCGGCUGGAGAGGGGAGAAAUGAGGAAGCGAGUGGACAGGGCCAGCCUGGGCGGGAAGCCGCAGCAGCGGAAUGGGAAGGAGCAGGAGAAUUAAGUGGAGAAGGCCCCUCGGCUGCUGGUGCUGCAGGCCUCGAGGAUGGCGGGAACCAAGAGGAUUAUGGCGCCUAUGGCGGCGCCUGGGAGAAUGAGCAGCUUCUUUGGGAGCCGGUGCACGAGGGCAUGGGGGGCAACGAGGGUGUGCUGCCGCCGCCGCCCCCGCCGCCGCCCAUGCCAGCGCCCGUGCCAGCGCCCGUGCCAGCGCCCGUGCCAGCGCCCGUGCCAGCGCCAAGGUGCAAACGCGCCUCAAGCAACAGGUUCGCCCACUGGCAGCGGCACGAGCUGGAGAGUGUUUUCCAGCAUACUCACUACAUCACGGCAGACGUAAGGAAACAACUGGCAGCAUCCAUGGGUGUGAGUGAAGCCAAAGUGCAGAACUGGUUUAAGAAGAAGAGAGAACAAUACAGGAAAUAUCAAAAGCCAUAAAUAAAGGCCCAGAGAUGCUCCUCCUGCUAGGCAGACCACAUUACCCUGAUGUCUAUGGAGGGGCCCAGAAGCCAGAUGCAGAUGCUUUUCUUUCUGUUACCAACAACUUAUUGUUAUACUCAUAUUCUCCUAAGCACUUGCAUUUUCAAUA